AUGGAAGCCCUUGUUAAGGUCGUAUUGCAAUUACAUAAGCAGUGGGGUAUAGAUUGUAAGGCUAAAGAUUUUACUCUCGCCGUUGCGAGGCUUUUGGAGAUCGGGGUCAUUGACCAGCCGGUAGAUAUUCUCCACCCUGAGGCGUGGGACAAAUGCACUAAAGCGUUGGCUAAGGAGACGAUGCUCUCGGGUCGUGGGAAGCACCUUAAGUCGUGGGGGAAAGUCGUGCAGGCGUUGCAGAAGGCUAUACAGGAGCAGGAGACCUGGAGGGUGGCAAAGAACUGUUUGCUGGCCACCCCGAAGUUGGGAGUUGGGGCAGCCACACAGACUUUGCACCCCCUGAGUGAUGACGGUUUUUCUGAGUCUGGGGAGGGUUUAAGGGUGGCGGAGCUGAGGGAGGGUGAUGCGUCCCCUCGGUCUCCGGACCCCGACCCGCUUACGGAGGGACAGAAAGCAGCUCAGUCCUUCUGGGGCGGGUUGGCGGAGGAGGCUCAGGGCGCCGCGGAGAAAGCAGAGUCUGAGGAGGUUCGGGCUGAACCGCCGCCCUAUACACCCCAAAAUGGCGCUGAGCAAAAAAGGGGGGGGCGAGGUAAAGAUGCCCGUGGUGGUAAAAGGGAGGAAAAGUUGGUAUCAGCAAGUGCACACAGAAGGAGGGGGGAGGUGAAAGAAUGUGAGGGGAGUGUGAGCGAGGCGGAGGAGGAUGGGACCAUGAGAGAGGCGGAGGAGGACGGGAGCAGGAGCGAAGGGCAGAAAGCCAACCGGAGUCGCUAUCUGAAAAAAUGCCUUCGUAGGGCAAAUCCCCCGCCAAGCCGGGCGCAGAGCAAGCCGGGAGGGGGGGAUGAGCCAAGGGGGAGGGAACGGCCCCGUGGGCGGUGCAGGAGCCUGGAACGGCCCACCCGUAAGGGGAGUGAGCGGGGCCGGAGCUCAACAAAAAGGUACUGGGAACCGGAAGUAGCCGGUCAGUCGAGCUCUGACUUCGGAUCAGACACCAGCCGGGAUGAGUGGCCGGUUACCGAUUCAAACUCAGAGGAGGAGGAAAUGGGAAUAUAUACAGUCAAAAGCAAAAACAUUCUCAGCCCAAAUAAAAAGGGACUGCGAGGGAAAAACAUCCCUGUCACCGACUGGAAGAGAGUAGAGGCUGCGUGUGCCGAAGGGGUCCCACCGGCCACGCGAGCAUUCCCGGUCCGGAUGACGGACAGGGGACAGAGGGUCCACUCACCAAUAAACCCUAAGGAUAUACAAGCAAUUGUUAAGGCAGUUGCGGAAAAAGGGCUUAAUUCUGCCAUGGUCCACACCCUCAUAGAUGGUGUCUUGAGUUUCUGUUCACAGGACCAGAUUAUCAGAUGCCCCCGUGACCCGUACACCUCGGUGGCAACAGAGGACAACAAGUCAACAGGCGACCUGUCCACAGCAGAGAGCUUUACACCGGCAGAACCCAAGCAACGGCAACGUAGCCUCUGUGGCGGGGGGCUACGACGUCUUUGUGUGAUCUUGAUUUUAGAACUUGUCACUGUAGGACAGGUAACAUCAGCUCACCCUUACCAGCCAUUUAAAUGGUCACUCCUUCGAGUCAAAGAUCAGCAGGUUAUCGCAACUCAAAUAACAUCAGGUGCGCCAAGUUUUAGUGCCACUCUCUGCCAGCUUGUCCCAACAAACAGAUGCACGGUAGAUGUAGUAUUUUACAUGUGUCCCAGCUCAAACCCUGGAAAAGGGUAUUGCAACUCCCCUAGCCAGUACUUCUGUAAUUAUUGGGGAUGUGAGACCAUAGCCCCUGCUUGGAUAUCGGGUAGUGGUAAAGACAGAUACCUAAAAGUUCAGUGGGGUCCAUAUGGGUGCACCUCACCAAGAGGAUGGUGGCAUAAAAGUUGUCAGUUCCUCUUCUUAAAUGUUACCAAGCCUGAAGAGGACAGUUGGUUACUUGGAAAACUUUGGGGAGUAAGGUACUCAGAGCUAGGGAAAGACCGAGGUGGCUUAAUCCUCAUAAAAAAGGAGGUCGUCCCGAAUGAUCCGCUGCCAGUAGGCCCCAACCAAGCAGUUAUCAGCAAAGCCCUGACUAUCCCCAAUCAGAACUAUGUGACCAAAAAGACGGACAAUCAGGAAAAACUGACAAAAGCUCCCAUGACAACACACACCACCAAAAUUUCUGAAAGAGACUCGCUCUGGAAAAUGAUGCAAGCUAGCUACCAAAUACUGAACAAAACAAAUCCAAAUCUCACAGAGCAUUGUUGGCUGUGCUACGGAAUGGAACCACCCUUUUAUGAGGCUGUAGCACUAAGUAACACACCCCUACAAAUGAAUGGUUCAAAUCCAGCUCAGUGUAUAUGGGAGACAGAAAAGCAAGGGAUCACACUAACACAAGUGGUGGGAAGCGGCGUGUGUGUAGGUAAAGUCCCUGAGAACAAAGAACAACUGUGUGACAGUAAGGUACAAGGUAAAAUCCCCGCAAAGUGGUUAGUACCAGCCGACAAUACCAAGUGGGUUUGCUCUGUCACGGGAGUUACACCUUGUCUGUCGUUGGACAAAUUUGAUGAAUCCUCAGAAUAUUGUGUCCAGGUAGCUAUAGUCCCUAAAGUCUUUUACCAUCCUGAAGACGCUGUCUAUGACUCUCUGAUUACCCCAGAACAUCAUCUGUCAAAACGAGAACCCUUUACAGCACUAACAAUAGCUACCCUCAUGAUCUUAGGAGGGGCGGGAGUAGGCACAGGAGUAGCAUCCAUGGUCCAACAGAAUAAAGAAUUCAGUGCCUUGAGGAUGGCAGUGGAUGAAGACCUGGCCAGAAUUGAACAAUCAAUAAGUGCGCUAGAACAAUCACUCAGGUCACUAUCUGAAGUAGUGCUGCAGAAUCAGAGAGGACUAGAUCUAAUGUUUUUUCAGCAAGGGGGAGUGUGCGCUGCACUAGGGGAAGAGUGCUGUGUAUACGCGGACCACACCGGGAUAGUGAGCGACACGAUGGCCAAACUGCGAGAGGGGUUGGAAAAACAGAAAAGGGAACGAGAGGUGCAGGAAAGCUGGUUUACAUCCUGGUUUAACUAUGCACCUUGGCUGACCACCCUGAUAUCCACCUUGAUAGGGCCAGUCGCAAUGAUUCUGAUAACCUUGAUCUUUGGACCCUGUAUACUGAAUAGGCUCGUGGCGUUUGUCAAGAGCCAGCUGGAGAAGGUUGACAUCAUGCUGAUAGAACGCCAACAACUGCUUUAAGAAUGUUUUUCUUCAGAAUCUCCUGUAGCUAUCUCUAGAGAUACCUCAUUACUUUCAACUACCUCUUGUCUAACGUGCACUAUGUUUUCUAUUCAGGUUUGUAACACAUUUUUUAAGAUUGUUAACAUAUCCCUUUUUAAGACUGUCACAUUUUAACCAAUUUUAACUGUGCAUAGGGAGGGGGGAAAUGUGGGUAGUUAGGGUCCGGCGGCCGGAAGAUUUCGCGCUGUACGGAAAGAUAAGGCCCCUCUCCUAAUAGCCAAUAGCACUUAGUUCACGAUGUAAGCAGACGGAAGUGACACCACAGACCUAACUCAUAUAAACACCGCGGUAAACACUAAUAAACGCCAUUUGCCAUCCACCA
This is a messenger RNA of Apus apus (common swift), 3562 nucleotides long. RefSeq lists its product as uncharacterized. The coding region runs from base 1 to 3198 and encodes 1065 amino acids. The transcript has a single exon. The record is from RefSeq and is a predicted model, not a curated record. Lineage: Eukaryota; Metazoa; Chordata; Aves; Apodiformes; Apodidae. Gene Ontology annotation, biological process: viral process.